AUGAUUGACGCCUCUCCUCCGACCGCCAACGGCACCACCGCCGCCAAUGGCACCGCACAAGACCCCCCGGCCGGUGCGACGCCAGCUUCGACCAUCACCACGACGAGCCCAUACACGUUUCCUACCGACAAGCUGCGGCGGCGACUGACGCGACCCGGCAAGACGCCGCUCGUGCUCGUUGCCUGCGGCAGCUACUCACCCAUCACCGUGCUGCACGUGCAAAUGUUUGCCAUGGCCGAGCGCCACGUCCAGUCCUCGUCGUCGCAGCAGCCAGCGAAUGGGCAGCCGCACAGCGCGGCCGACUUUGAGGUCGUCGGCAGCUACCUCAGCCCCGUGAGCGACGCCUACAAGAAGCCGGCGCUGGCGCGCGCGCACCACCGCAUGGCUAUGUGCGAGCUCGCCGUCUCGCGCACCGACAUCAUGGUCGAUCCGUGGGAGGCGCUGCGCUGCGAGGCCGCCACCGGGGAGCCCGUCUACACCAGCACCGUCGAUGUCCUGCACCACGUGGACCACGAGAUCAAUCGCGACGGCGGCGUCGAGACGUCGGACGGCCUCGGCAGGGUCAGCGCGCAGAUUGUGCUGCUCAUGGGCGCCGACGUGGCCGCUACCAUGGGCGACCCCAAGCUGUGGCCGACGCCCGACGUCGACGCCAUCCUCGGCCACUACGGCGCGUUUGUCAUUGAGCGCCCCAUGCAGACGCACAUUGACAAGGCGCUCGAGUCGCUGCACAAGUACGACGACAAGAUCUGGGUCGUCGAGGCGUUUGAGAAUGACGUCAGCUCGACCAAGAUUCGCGCGCAGCUCAAGAAUGGCGAGCGCGUGCUGGACCUUGCGCAGCCCGUGUACGAAUACAUAAAGAAGAAUGACCUUUACCACGAGGAUACUGGUCACGCCAAGACAAAUGGGGUUCAAUGA
Akanthomyces muscarius is the source of this 915-nucleotide messenger RNA. RefSeq lists its product as uncharacterized. The transcript has a single exon. Gene Ontology annotation, molecular function: nicotinamide-nucleotide adenylyltransferase activity; nicotinate-nucleotide adenylyltransferase activity. Lineage: Eukaryota; Fungi; Ascomycota; Sordariomycetes; Hypocreales; Cordycipitaceae. Gene Ontology annotation, biological process: NAD+ biosynthetic process. The record is from RefSeq and is a predicted model, not a curated record. Bases 1 to 915 code for a protein of 304 amino acids.